AAAGAGUAGGGGGAGAAGAGCGUGAGGCGCGACAGACACGGAGAGUUGGGCAGCGCGAUUAAGAAAUCCCCACCGCCAGAGAGGCGGUCCUACUCCGAUGUAACCCACCCUGACUAGCCCCGGCCCCUGCACGGCAGGCCGCGAAACUUCUGUGCCGGUUGUGGCGUUGGGGCACCGGCCCCGCAACGACUACCCGGGCUGCGGGUAGGAAAGGAGAGCAGAGAACGACCCAGGGUGAUGUGAGCAGAGCCCAGGAAUGCCUUAUGUGGAUCGGCAGAACCGAAUCUGUGGGUUUCUGGACAUCGAGGAGAAUGAGAACAGCGGCAAGUUCCUGCGGAGGUACUUUAUUCUGGACACCCAGGCCAACUGCCUUCUAUGGUACAUGGACAACCCCCAGAAUCUGGCAGUUGGCGCAGGGGCUGUUGGAUCUUUGCAGCUGACGUACAUCUCGAAGGUGAGCAUAGCUACCCCAAAGCAGAAACCAAAAACUUCAUUUUGCUUUGUCAUCAAUGCCCUGUCUCAGAGGUAUUUUCUUCAAGCCAAUGACCAGAAAGACCUGAAGGACUGGGUUGAAGCCCUGAACCAAGCCAGCAAGAUCACUGUACCCAAAGGUGGGAGCCUUCCCCUGGCUACUGAAGUUCUCAAAAGCCUAACAACUCCUGCAGCCCUAGACAAGAAGCCACAGGUGGCCUACAAGACCGAGAUCAUCGGAGGGGUGGUGGUACACACACCCAUCAGCCAGAAUGGCGGGGAUGGACAGGAAGGGAGUGAGCCAGGGUCCCAUGCCAUCCUUCGAAGGUCUCAGAGUUACAUCCCCACGUCAGGCUGCCGUGCUUCUACUGGGCCUCCCCUCAUUAAGAGUGGCUACUGUGUGAAGCAAGGGAAUGUGCGGAAGAGCUGGAAACGUCGCUUCUUUGCCCUGGAUGACUUCACCAUCUGCUACUUCAAGUGUGAGCAGGACCGAGAACCACUGCGCACUAUAUAUCUCAAAGAUGUUCUCAAGACCCAUGAGUGUCUGGUCAAAUCUGGUGAUCUCUUAAUGAGGGACAACCUGUUUGAAAUAAUAACAAGCUCCCGGACCUUCUACAUACAGGCGGAUAGUCCAGAAGACAUGCACAGCUGGAUUAAGGAGAUUGGGACAGCUGUCCAGGCCCUCAAGUGCCACCCCAGAGACAUAUCCUUUUCCAGAUCCAUUUCUUUGACUCGACCUGGAAGCUCCAGCUUCACAGGGGGGCCUAACUCUGUCUUCUGCAGAGGGCGGCCACCUGUGGAAGAGAAGAAAACCCUCUGCAAAGCCCCUUCUGUGGCCUCUGCUUGGCAACCCUGGACACCUGUCCCCCAGGCUGGGGAAAAGCUGCUUCCAGCUGAAGAGACUCCAGAGGACUCUUUGUUCAUGCCUCGACUUGGGGAGAGCAGUACUGCUGGGGUGUUGUCAGGCUCCCGAAUAAGGCACAGAUCAGAGCCCCAGCACCCCAAGGAGAAACCCUUUGUGUUCAACCUUGACGAUGAAAACAUACGGACCUCUGAUGUGUGAUGAAGCACAGUGCCAUGGGAGGAAGUGGGGGAGGGAGGGAGGACUUGAGAGAAAGAGGCUGUGGCUCAUUUUCUCUCCUUGUUGGAGGACAGUCAGAGCCUUUAAUGGCACUCAUAUUCCUGUGGAAGCUGUGUUGGAGGGCCCCAGCCAAGUGGCUUUUUUUUUCCCUUUUUUUAUAUUAUCAAUGCAGUAUAUUUAAUUUGGGGGAAAUCACUAGGUUAGAUCUGUAGGCAUACUCAGUGAAGAGAGAGCGGCUUGCCUCUUGUUGAUCUAUUCCAAGGUCUUUUGUGUGAUGGGCUAUCUUUAGCAUCUCCGCUUCUGAAGAGGUUGGGAGUCAUUUCACCCUGACCAAAUUGUACUUCCUUGUCCUUGUUUUAGUUUUUUUUUGUUGUUGUUUUAUUUUCAAUCUGGGCACAGGCUCUUAGGCCAGUCACCUGGUUUUAGUCCAUACCUAUGUAUUGGUUCAAGUUUGUGAAGCAGGUAACUAACCCAGCUGAAAGGCUGAAAGGCUUCAGAGUAGGGGAAAACCCAGAUUCUGGCUUGACAGGGAGCCGUUCUGAGAGGUAGUGUUUAGAAUCUGGAGGGUGGCCUUUAGAAUAUGUCUGCAAGGGUGGGUCCCCUAGGAUACCUCCCAGGAGAAGAGAUGGGGAUCUUUUUGAGGCCUGAGGAAUAAGUCAACUCUACUGCAUGAGCCAGUUUUGAAAAUUACUCUGUUCUCUUGAUGCUAUGACCCCAAAUGUUAUAGAUUGAGGAACAGACCCAUUAGAAUUGUUUCUUUAUCAGGCCCCAAGGACCGGUAUCAGUGUUAAAUACUAUGACUGUUGAGAACAGAACAGACAUUUCCCUUGAUAAUGGUGUUACUUGGAAUGUGUGGGGUUGGUAAGCGUGUGAUAAUUCAUGUGUGUGAUAGAUCAAUCUCUAUCUCAGAGUUUUAGAUAGGUUAAAAGCAGGUGCUGAGAAGAGAUGGAUCAUCCUGCUAAGUUUUUUGAUCCAUGUUUUCUGGAUAGGAGAAAAGUUUUAUUCUGGCAAAGACAUAUUGCCUUGAAUCCUUGCCUCACAGCUCUUUUUGAUGGGCCAAUAUUUGUCUAAUUUUAAGUGCAGUUUAUUAUAUACCUUGGCAGAUUUGCUUUCUUUUUGACCUUUCUGUUGCCCUUUGGAUGGAGUUGUGUGCUUGCAUGAUCAGACCCUGUAAUCUGAUGAGGUUCCAUGUGGAAAAAUACAAAGAUAAUCUUGAGAUUAUAUUUUAGUGGAAUAAAAAUGGGGCAUAAAAGCAUUGAUUUAGAGGUUACAAAUUACUGACUAGAGAUUUCCCAGGAGUUGCCCAAACAAAUUUGAGGGCAUAUUUUCUUUCACUGGACAAGAUACUAUUUCUAGUGUCCUUGGGCACAUUUACCUAUCCAAUUUUUUUAGUGCAUUGCUAUCAGAAACUUAGGAGGGUUUCAUAAAGGGAUAGAGAACUUGGCUUAUUUCUAUCAGUAGCUUUCAUCAGCUAGAUCAGUUAAUUAUACUUUAAUUAAAAAUAGUGACUAGAGGAAGAGACUAAGAGGAAGAAUAAAUCCCGGUUCCUUCUUGUGUCCAUAUCUAAUGCAGAAGCAAAAACACCUGAAGAAGAAAUUUUUAGUGGCUUUGAAAAGAAUCAUGUUCUUCCAGGUAGUGCUGUUUUUCUGAAAUGUGUUUCACAUUGAGAACUCUUUCUGAUUUCACUGUGUUGGAGCUGUCCUUCACUUAAGUUUAGUCUUGUGGUCUUAAUCUAAAAAGAGAAAUCUACUGGAUCUUUCUCUUUUCUUCCCAUCUUCUUUUAAAAAUAAACUCUUGUGUACUUUUUUUCUCAGAAAUUCUUGGUUUGGGAAUUAUUUAUUUAUGAGUGAUCAACCUACUUCGAAUAGCCUGAUUUUAAGAAGCCAUUCCAGAUUUUUAAAGUUCCUUGUCUCUGGUUUCACCUUCAUAUUUUUCUCAAGAAAAUUAUUUGGCUAAUAAAUACAAGUGCACAGAAUGUGAUGUGGAACUAAUGAAAAUAAAUUAAUGUUUUAAAUCUCUUUAAA
Messenger RNA from Marmota flaviventris (yellow-bellied marmot), 3576 nucleotides. RefSeq names its product pleckstrin homology domain containing A2 (gene Plekha2). NCBI's taxonomy places the organism in Eukaryota, Metazoa, Chordata, Mammalia, Rodentia, Sciuridae. The record is from RefSeq and is a predicted model, not a curated record.